Molecule: messenger RNA, 1627 nt
Organism: Penaeus indicus
Lineage: Eukaryota; Metazoa; Arthropoda; Malacostraca; Decapoda; Penaeidae
Product: ceramide-1-phosphate transfer protein-like
Exons: 7
Coding region: 379-1167 (262 amino acids)
Biological process (GO): intermembrane lipid transfer
Cellular component (GO): cytoplasm
Molecular function (GO): lipid transfer activity
Source: RefSeq, a predicted model, not a curated record
CUGGGUUAUUUUUCUGCUUUUCGUGGCUGGGAACAGUGUGAGGAGUGCACUUUUCGUAAGGGAAUUAUAUGCCGAGAAUGAAUUGUGGAAGAAAUAGGUGAAGAAAAGUAUCGCGAGGGCGUGUGUAUCUGUGACCCGAAUGAACACUCUGCCUCGAUUCAUAGGAGUUAAAAAAAAAAAAAAAAAACUUCCUGUUUUUGGGUUUCCUUCGUUAUUUCGAGGAUUCUACCGAACGCCAGGGGAUUACUUACGCAUUAGCAGAAGCUACGACAGUUACCAAAUAAUAGGAUAACAUUUUAGAAACAAUGAGGAAAUAAACCGGGAAGGAGGAAAAUAGGUGUGGUACAAGUGCAUGUAUUACUAACUCUCAUAACAAAGAUGUCGGCAAAGAUCCCCAAAGUGGAUUCCCCAAAUGAGACGACCUCCCUCACUUCGAGGCGGGUUGAGGGAGCAGCAGCAGCAACAGAUGCAGUGGAGGAGGAAGAAGCAACACAAAUCCCACCAGAGAUCGAUUCAGAACUCCUUUUCGACCUCCAGAUGGUGCUGGAUGGCUUCACGCAAUGCAAGAAGGACGAUGGACAGUUGUACCUUGAUGGGUACCUUAGGGCCUACAGUGAGAUCAACAAAUUCUUCCAAAUCCUUGGCAAUGUGUUCAACUUUGUGGCUCAAGAUGUGCAGAAGAAGAUCACCAUACUCCAGUGUUAUCGCAAGGGGGGAGCAGGUGACUACUACUAUUCCAUUCAGUCCAUGAUUGAGUAUGAGCGUGAAAACAAUCUACUCACGAGCAAGGAUCAGCAGUCCGGGGCGAGGACUUUGCUGCGUCUGCACAGAGCACUCGAGUUCAUCACUGGGUUCCUGUCAGAGCUCCAUAAAGCCCCUGAUGAGAAUGGGCUGGGAAGUGUCACUUCUGAGGUCUACAGCCGCACCCUGGCCAAAUUCCAUGGCUGGGUGGUGGCCAAGACUGUUGGUGCAGUGCUCCUGAUGAUGCCCACCAAACACACCAUUAUAGAGAGGGUAUCUCUGGCAAGUAAACAGGUGACCGGUGGCAUUGAAGCAGUGAGAGCCCACAAUGAAGCUCUCAUGCCCAAAGCAAUAGAAGUCAUGACAUCAGUGUAUAAUUUAACGCAGAAGCUCUACGAGGAUUACGAAAUCCUUGACUUGCCAUAGGAUUUGUGUUUGCUGUCAUGCAAGAAGGAGUACAGACUUGUUUUUGGAAUGGGCAUGUAAAAGAUAGAUUUUAUUUUAUUAUUACUUUUUUAUUUUUUCCUGCUAUUGGUGAAUGUGUGAAGAAUAUGGUAGGGGAUGUAGUAGUCCUUAACCCCAUUCCAGUGGGUCACGUGUACAGGCGUCAUAACAUACCACUUGGUCUGUAAGGUACGGCUGUACACGUGGUGACGCACCAGAACGUGUGGAGUGGGAAGUUCCGCUACAUGUAGUGGACUCCUGCCCCCCAGCAUCAGGAUGCUGCCAGAAAUCACCAGAGCUUAUGAUGCUCAUAGAUUUCUGGCACCUGUCAGUGUUGGGUGAAGGGAGCCCCUUGCCUGCAGAUCUAUGAGAAUGAAUUUAUGUGUGGAGAAGUAAUUUCUCUUUUUUCUUUCUCUCUCCUUUCCUUCCUUCCUUCCCUCUC